Messenger RNA from Porites lobata, 2214 nucleotides. NCBI's taxonomy places the organism in Eukaryota, Metazoa, Cnidaria, Anthozoa, Scleractinia, Poritidae. The record is from the annotation of a GenBank genome assembly.
AUGGAAGCUACCGCGCAAUACUUUCCCGUGGUAUUGAUUAUUAUGCUGUACAAGGUGGUUCUAACUUUCUCGUGAUAUAUGUAAUAAACAGCUCACGUCAUAGAGAGUGCUUUAUACGGGGUUAUAUUCACGAGUUGUUUGUGUCAAAAGCCCUCACUCGCUCGAUCGUACCUCGCUCGUUCGGGUUUUGUAGACUGCUUGCAGUCUGCCUUUUCUCUUAAAAUCCGUCCAGUUCUUAUCCAUCCAGCGCAAACAGAAAAUACACUUACAAAAGUUUAAUCUAAGUACGUCACAGACCUCAGCGAUGUGGGCUCGUUUUAUUGUUCGCCGUCUUUCUUUCGAUUGAAGUAGAAAAUUGGCGAUUAACACGUCGAGACUUCUUGUAUCAAUAUUUUCCAACUCUCUCGGCUGGCUCCUUCAAACUAAAUACUUUAUUAACAACGAAACAUCUCUCCGUGUUUUGCUUAAUGUGUUCCUGUUUUUUUUUUUUUUUUUUUUUUUGAUGCUACACAAACUCUUCUAAGGAGCAACCAACCGACAAAAUCCUGUAAUAGUUUUCCUUCGUCUCCGGUAUUUUGUGUAAAAAAAUUUGGAGGUCGCCAGAAAGCCGCCAAAUCUGGAAAGCCAUAAACGAUGAACUACUCUGAUAUUGGCUCAGAAAGGCAAUUAUGCUGUCGUUGAUUGGUUAUGCUUCCACAUGUGAAAACAGUUGCAUGUACGCCAUUCUGAUUGGCUGUACAAGCUUUUCUCACAUGAGGAAAAUAAAGUGUAUAGAUUUCUACAAAUAAGCUUUACGAAAUAGAAUUCUCGUAAUACUUGUAAUAAAAAGUGGCUCUAACUUUGAGUCUGUGAAUGAAAUCCUAACGUGUGACCAUUCAAAUGAAAGCUACUGAGCAGUACUUUCCUGUGGUACUGUUUAUUAUGCUGUACAAGGUAGCCCUAACUUUUGAGUCUUUGGAUGAAAUCAUUAAGUGUGACAAUUCAAGUGAAAGCUACUGAGGAGUACUUUUCUGUGGUACUGUUUAUUAUGCUGUACAAUAUUGUUCUAACUUUGAGUCUGUGGACGAAAUCCUAACGUGUGACCAUUCAAAUGAAAGCUACUGAGCAGUACUUUCCUGUGGUACUGUUUAUUAUGCUGUACAAGGUGCUUCUAACUUUCGAGUCGGUGGAUGUAAUCCUCAGCGUCAACAUUCAAAUAAAAGCUAUUGAGUAGUACCUUGCGGUGAUAUGAAUAUUACAUAUUGUUUGUGCCCAAUCACAGACUAGGUAAGUCGUGGAACUGGUUCGUUAAGAGUAGUAUCCCAGGGGCUCUCUCGCCCGUUCUUGAAAACUUUCGCUGACGCAACUAAGGCAGACCAACUAACUGCCCCCAAGUCUCCGAGGAUAUAUUACGCCAUAAAGAGGGUUCUGCCCUUUCAAAGACUGACUCAUCCACUAUUGGAAUAUCCUUGUGCUGUUCGCGUUUUGUUUUAUGGAAAUAAAUUAAACGCAAGACGUUUUCUAUAUUACUAGGCACCUAAUUUCGUCAUGUCGCAAUUGUUUCUUCAAUAUCUAGGUACGCAGAAGAGCUUCGUCUCACUCGAUCUCUGUUUUCGUGGUAAAUUCUGUGCUUUGGCUAUUUGUCGUUCCAAUAAGUUUGCACGCCACGCAAAUGUUGAUGCCAGAAUUUUUGCCAAUGCCAAGAUACACAGAUGGAAAGAUCACGGGUACCAAUAACAGCUUCCCAGCCAUACAAGUAGCUUUUGAUGUUUUCUUUUAUGCAGCCAGUCGCUAAUUGUAUUUCCCCCCUCAAAUCACACCGUGGGAAUGUCUGGAGAUGAAGGACUCAUCCCAAAGAUUCUUGUUGAUCAGUACAAGAUCACUACGCAAGAGAUCGUGGUGACAGCUGUGUUGGACAUCACAGAAAACGUGGUACUGUACGCCUUUCCACUCUACCAGAUGUCUGUUCUCAAAAGUUGUUUGAAAAGAGUCCUAGAGAUGGUAGAAGACAGCGAUUAUGGAGCACAGCAAAACCCUAACAGGAUUUUUAGAACACGACAGGAGAAGAAAGACUUCACGAAUUGGUUCCGCAAUAGGUGCAUUUCUGGUAUUACAGUUCUUGGUAGAGAAGUGAGUUUUCUCUGGACCUUGGUGUUGACCUUCUUUGGUCCCUUUGUUGUGGUGGUGGUAAAUUUGAUGUUCAAGCACAUUCACGUCGAAUCUCCUUGGCAUUAA